Messenger RNA from Camellia sinensis, 471 nucleotides. RefSeq lists its product as uncharacterized. The record is from RefSeq and is a predicted model, not a curated record. NCBI's taxonomy places the organism in Eukaryota, Viridiplantae, Streptophyta, Magnoliopsida, Ericales, Theaceae.
AUGACGAUUCCUGACAUGGGUCAUCUUAUAUCGUCUUUCUACCAAGUCGUUUUGGUCCACUUGUCUAUUCAACAAUGUUUGACAUUCCUCCCUCUUAGGUCAACACCGACAUCUGUUGCCUCUCGCAAGGAGAUAUGUAUUGGCUUUGUCAACAACAACCAUUUUGUUCAACUCAUUUUGGAGCCUGGUCAUCCUAUUCCACCCAUAGCAACUAACUGGCGGAGUGCUGAACAAGGAGGAUUUGUUCGGUUAGUCAGUGAUGAACAGAAAAUUCAUGUUUAUUUCCAUCUUUGUUUAUUCAGUGAUGACCAUAAAGCAAUAAACUUACCAAUAUUUGAAAGAAACAAACUAUCAGACCAUCAAACCAAUUCAAACCAACCAUCAAACCAAUUCAAACCAUCUAAACCAUCAAAUGCUCGGCAUUACAGUGAUAAACGAAGACUACUUGUUCGCUAUUACAGUGAUGAAUAA